This is a messenger RNA of Ostreococcus lucimarinus CCE9901, 1041 nucleotides long. RefSeq lists its product with no specific name. Lineage: Eukaryota; Viridiplantae; Chlorophyta; Mamiellophyceae; Mamiellales; Bathycoccaceae. The coding region runs from base 1 to 1041 and encodes 346 amino acids. The transcript has a single exon. The record is from RefSeq and is a predicted model, not a curated record. Gene Ontology annotation, biological process: deoxyribonucleotide biosynthetic process. Gene Ontology annotation, molecular function: oxidoreductase activity.
AUGUCGCCGUGGGCGGCGAGGGCGGAUCAGGAGGCGGCGAGGGCGCGGGCGACGGCGUCGCGGGAGCGAGACGCGGCGGAGCCGCUGUUGCGAGACAAUCCCGAUCGGUUUUGUUUGUUUCCGAUCAAGCACGCGAAGGUUUGGGAGAUGUAUAAGAAGGCGGAGGCGAGUUUUUGGACGGCGGAGGAGGUCGACUUGACGUACGAUUACAGAGAUUGGAUCACAUUGAACGAUAACGAGCAACACUUUAUAUCGCACGUGUUGGCGUUUUUCGCCGCGAGCGACGGCAUCGUGUUGGAGAAUUUAUGCUCUCGGUUCAUGACGGAUGUGCAGCUCCCGGAGGCUCGAUCGUUUUAUGGCUUUCAGCUCGCGAUCGAAAACAUUCACAGCGAGAUGUAUUCGUUGCUCUUGGACACGUACAUUAAGGAUCCAAAGAAGAAAUCCGACUUGUUUCGGGCGAUUCACACGGUGCCCACCGUGGCAAAGAAGGCGGAUUGGGCGCUCAAAUGGAUCGGUAGCGACGCGAGUUUCGCCGAGCGUCUCGUCGGUUUCGCGUGCGUGGAGGGAAUUUUCUUCAGCGGAUCUUUCUGCGCCAUCUUCUGGUUGAAAAAGCGAGGAUUGAUGCGUGGUUUGACAUUUUCCAACGAGCUCAUAAGCCGCGACGAAGGAUUACACUGCGACUUUGCGUGUCUGUUGUAUAGCAUGCUGGAGAAUCCAUUAUCGGAGAAGGUUCUACACCAACUCGUUGGAGAUGCGGUGACAAUAGAGAAAGAGUUCGUGUGCGACGCUCUGAGCUGUUCCCUCGUCGGUAUGAAUGCAAACAUGAUGAGCACGUACAUCGAGUUUGUCGCCGACCGACUUCUCCUUCAGUUGGGCGUGUCGAAGCUUUACAACGCGGUCAAUCCGUUUGAUUGGAUGGAGCUCAUUUCGCUCCAAGGCAAGGCAAACUUUUUCGAACAUCGCGUGGAUCAGUACCAGAAAGCAGGCGUCAUGCAGGGUGGAGAAGAGAAUCACUCGUUCCGCACUGACUGCGAUUUUUAG